Messenger RNA from Misgurnus anguillicaudatus (oriental weatherfish), 1341 nucleotides. NCBI's taxonomy places the organism in Eukaryota, Metazoa, Chordata, Actinopteri, Cypriniformes, Cobitidae. The record is from RefSeq and is a predicted model, not a curated record.
CUUGCUGGAAGGUUUACACAUCAAAAAUGAAGUUUGUCAGUGCUGCGUGCAUCUGGAUUUGUCUGUCAGGGUUUAGACAUUCAGCUGCUGAUGGGAUUCACAUAAACAAACCUGAAGGAGAUCAAGUCACAAUUACAUGUACUCAUGAAUGGGCUUCAGAUAACAAGAAGUAUUUCUGCAGAGAUCCAUGCAAAAAUGAAGAUAUUCUAGUAUCAACUGACCGGUCACCAAACAGGAGAUUCAGACUGAAGGAUUUUGGGACAGGAACAUUCACAGUGACCAUCACUGAUCUACAGGAGUCAGACUCUGGGAUUUACUGGUGUGGAGUGAGCAGAGUUAUUCAAGACACAUAUAUAAAAGUAAAUCUGAUAGUAUAUAAAGACAAAAACACAAACACACCUGAGAAGACUCCAACACCAGAGACAAAAUCUGAUUCUCAAACCUCCACAAGUAGAUCAUUCACUCCCACACCUGAUGACAUCACAAUCUCAUCUAAAGGUCAUGAUGAAACACCACAUUCAGCUGAUCAAAGAUUUUUAGAUAAAGCUGGUCCUCUGGUGGGGACUGCUGUGGGUUUGACUGUGAUGCUGAUUAUAUUUUUGGGGAUUUUCUGUAUGCAUAAAAGGAAGAAGAGAAAGUCACACAGUUCCAGUGGUUCAACUCCGAGUGAUGUUAAAAGAGGGACCACAGAGACUGCAGGUGAGGACAUCACAUAUGUGGACAUCACAGAGACUCAACAGCAGACUGAUACACACCCAGUCAUGUAUUCAACUGUCAAUCAUAAUUCUGCAGCCAAUCAGAUUCAAGAUUCAUCCAUCUAUUCCAAUCUCUCAAUCCAACCAUACAACUGUAGCAACCAAACGGCAAACCCCAUCAUUGACACAGUAACAUAUGCAGCUAUUUACAAACAUAAAGUUUCUGCACCAAAAACAUUCAGAUCAGAAGACACAGUAACAUAUGCCAGUGUUUGUUCCUAAAGCUGUUUAACAUACUUGAUGUUUUGUCGAAAUGUAACUUGUACAUUAUUAUUUAUAGUAUAUAAGCGUUUAUCUCUUUUUUUGGAUGUUACAACAAACAGCUUCACCGUUUAUUUCCUGAUCUUUACUGUCUGUAUAUUUGGAUAUUUCUGACAGGUUAGUACUUACCUAGUCAGUAUUCAACUAGUCAGUUUGCUCAGCUCUUUAACUGCUUCAAUUCAUCAUAUGCUGUUUUAAUAAAUGUGAUUCUCACAUCAGGCUUUGACUUGCAUGUAAACAUUUAUAUCACUUUGUACUGAAUAAAGAGAUGUAUCGUAUAUCACCAUUCAUUGGAAGACUGCUGAGAUAUGAAUUUUGGUCAAUA